Molecule: messenger RNA, 1060 nt
Organism: Diospyros lotus (date-plum)
Lineage: Eukaryota; Viridiplantae; Streptophyta; Magnoliopsida; Ericales; Ebenaceae
Product: rac-like GTP-binding protein 5
Exons: 8
Coding region: 209-802 (197 amino acids)
Biological process (GO): cortical cytoskeleton organization; small GTPase-mediated signal transduction; regulation of actin cytoskeleton organization
Cellular component (GO): cytoplasmic vesicle; cell projection; cell cortex
Molecular function (GO): GTPase activity; protein kinase binding; GTP binding
Source: RefSeq, a predicted model, not a curated record
CAUCAUUUACGUGUAUUCAAAUUUAGCUGGCACAGAGAUGUCAGCGCAAUGCCUCGCCUUGCCCACAUUUGUCAAUCGGCGGUCAGAAAAUGGGGUUUUGAGUUGGUUCUCUUCUUCGAUCUGAUGUGCUUCCAACUCUGAAGCUGAAGAAGUAGAAGAGGAGUGGUUCUUGAUAGUCGGGCCAAGAUCUGGUGGUUCGCUGCCGGAAAUGAGCGCUUCGAGGUUCAUAAAGUGCGUGACCGUCGGCGACGGCGCCGUCGGCAAGACCUGCAUGCUGAUUUCCUACACCAGUAACACUUUCCCUACGGAUUAUGUGCCAACUGUUUUUGACAAUUUUAGUGCAAAUGUGGUUGUGGAUGGGAGCACAGUCAAUCUAGGCCUAUGGGAUACUGCUGGCCAGGAGGAUUACAACAGAUUAAGACCUUUGAGCUAUCGUGGAGCAGAUGUAUUUCUCCUUGCAUUUUCUCUAAUUAGCAAGGCCAGUUAUGAAAAUGUUGCAAAGAAGUGGAUUCCUGAAUUGAGGCAUUAUGCCCCUGGGGUUCCAAUAAUUCUUGUUGGAACAAAGCUCGAUCUUAGGGAUGAUAAGCAGUUCUUUGUAGGCCACCCUGGCGCAGUGCCCAUUGCCACAGCUCAGGGAGAGGAGCUCAGAAAACUGAUUGGAGCUCCUGCCUACAUAGAGUGCAGUUCAAAGACACAGCAGAAUGUGAAAGCAGUUUUUGAUGCUGCCAUUAAGGUAGUGCUCCAACCACCUAAGCAAAAGAAGAAGAAGAGAAAGGCCCAGAAAGGCUGCUCCAUAUUAUGAUCGUGAAGAAGAACAGGCAUGAAAGCCGAAGAAGUUUCCCCUUUGAUGGAAGCAGCACAUCUUUCUGUAUAGUCUCUGCUGACUUACUAGGGAUUCUGCAAAAUCAUGGGCCAUUUACUGGAUUCAGGGAUCUGUAAUUGUGGACUAGCUAGCUUUCCUCGACACCUUGAGUGUUUCUUCUGUUCCAUAUGUUUAUAUUUGUGCCAUGUAUUAACCAAAUUUGCUAGAGAUCCCUAACAGAAGAGAACUGUUACCUUG